Syzygium oleosum is the source of this 1455-nucleotide messenger RNA. Its product is annotated as protein S-acyltransferase 10-like. The record is from RefSeq and is a predicted model, not a curated record. Gene Ontology annotation, molecular function: protein-cysteine S-palmitoyltransferase activity. Gene Ontology annotation, cellular component: endoplasmic reticulum; Golgi apparatus. Bases 301 to 1344 code for a protein of 347 amino acids. Gene Ontology annotation, biological process: peptidyl-L-cysteine S-palmitoylation; protein targeting to membrane. Lineage: Eukaryota; Viridiplantae; Streptophyta; Magnoliopsida; Myrtales; Myrtaceae. The transcript has 11 exons.
GUUGUCAUCUUCCACCUCCAGCUCCCUCGUUUCAGUUUCUCCCUCGCAUCAUCCCCUCACACUCUCUUCCCUCCAUUGAUUCUCCAUCGAGCGGCCGCCGUUCCUGCUCACGCGCGAGCUCGCGAUCCUCGCGGCUCGAUCUCGCAUGCGAGAUUCCUUCCCGGGAAGGAGGAGGAGGAGGGGCGGGCUUCGUUUACCCCGGAAGGGGGAAGAGGAGGGACGGGACGCGGCUCCGGCGACAACCGCGGCCUGGCCUGAUCGACGCUCGGAUGCGAGUUCGCGCCGGCUCUCCUUUCUCGGAUGUCGACCGGCGGAGUAUGCGCGCCCAUCGGGGAGCUGCGCGAUCGAGCGCUCGACUGGUGCUCCCGCUGCUUCCCCUGCCUCGACGAUCCCGCUCGGAGAUCUUCGUUGGGGCUGAAGGUGUCUGUGGUGGCGCUGCAUCUCGUAUACGCGGGCUUUCUGUUUUUGUUUGACGAAGGCUUGAUCGAGAAGACGAGAAGGGAACCGUGGUACACUGCCUUGUAUUUGCUGCUUUUUGUUGCUGCAUUAAUCCAAUACUUCUUCACAGCUGGUUCUUCGCCAGGAUAUGUCCUUGAUGCAAUGCAAACUUACAAUGAAGCAAACUUACUGUUUAAGAGGAGUCCAACAGCUUCAAAACAUCCUGCUUCAAGCAAAUAUGGUCGCUUGACUGGGACUGUGGAUAAUGGUCAGUCUGGAAGAAAUUCUCUUGGAAGUAGUUCUUGGUCAAAGAUGGUGAUGGAAUUUUAUCCCACUGGAACUUCCAUGAGAACUUUGACAUGCUCGUACUGUAAUAUUGAGCAGCCUCCAAGAGCAAAGCAUUGUCAUGAUUGUGAUAAAUGCGUUCUUCAAUUUGAUCACCACUGUGUUUGGCUUGGAACAUGCAUUGGCCAGGGUAAUCACUGUCGUUUUUGGUGGUAUAUAUUUGAAGAGAAUGCACUGUGCUUGUGGACUGGCAUCUUGUACAUUGCAUACCUGAAGACUAGCAUAUCUGGGGCUUGGUGGAAGGAUCUGAUAAUGAUACUACUAUUAAUUUCUCUGGUGAUUUUAUUCAUCUUUCUUCUCCUACUACUGCUUUUUCAUAGCUACCUUGUGCUGACGAAUCAGAGCACCUAUGAACUUGUCAGACGUAGACGCAUCUCAUACCUCAGAGGAAUUCCUGAAGGACUGUUCCCUUUUAGUAAAGGUGUAUGCAGAAACUUGUACAGAUUCUGUUGUGCUCAAAGCAGCAUUUACGAUAUGGAAAGGCUGCCCACAGCUCUCGAACUUGAAGAGAAGUCAAGGCCAUACAAUUGCAUGGAUGUUCUAACAUGCCGUUGCUGCUAAGGUUUUGACGCAUUUGAAAUUCAACUCAACUAUUUUUCUCUGUGCAUAUUGUUUAGUUCAGAUGCUGGCAUUUACACUGUCAAAUUGCUUAUACGAGCUUGUUUGUUGUUC